Manis pentadactyla (Chinese pangolin) is the source of this 3557-nucleotide messenger RNA. Its product is annotated as R3H domain-containing protein 1-like. Gene Ontology annotation, molecular function: nucleic acid binding. The record is from RefSeq and is a predicted model, not a curated record. Lineage: Eukaryota; Metazoa; Chordata; Mammalia; Pholidota; Manidae.
ACUUGCACCCACCCAGCCCCGCCGUCGCCCCACCGCGCCGCGCUCCAGCCACCUCCUCCUCCUCAGUAACACGGGCUGUUGGAAGGUAUAAUGUAGUUGAUCCAAUACAGUCCAUUUCAGUCCAGGAAUCUACAGUGGUGACAAGGACAUGCGACUCCUCCUGCCAGAUUCCAAAUGGUUCAGUACAAUUGACAUCCUGGCUGACAACUGUGAAAAAGAGCCUUGGAUUAUUUUAUUUUUUGUGUGUGGGACACCACAAUCCCAAAUCCAUAGGACACAUUAGGCUUCAAGUUCCCUGUAGAAUUCUAAAAUAACCUUUGCUAAUGAGGAUGUCUGAUACUGUUACUGUAAAAAAUGAAACUGAAACAAUGAAUGAUUUGGACGCAGAAGUGAAAGAUACAGCCAAAGUUGAAAAUCUUACCAAAUCUGAAAACAAUGGGAAGAUUCUGGCAGAGAAGAAUGAACGUUGUAUUGACAACAGUAUUGAUUUUCAGGAGAAAAUUCAGAUCCAGUUAACACAAUCAUUUGAAAAAGAGGAGAAGCCCUCAAAAGAUGAAGCAGAAAAAGAAAAAGCCAGCGAUAAGUUGCCCAGGAAAAUGUUAUCAAGAGAUUCCAGUCAAGAAUACACUGAUUCAGCUGGCAUAGAUCUACAUGAAUUUUUAGUAAAUACAUUAAAAAACAAUCCCAGGGACAGAAUGAUGCUGUUGAAAUUGGAACAAGAAAUUUUAGAUUUCAUUGGUAAUAAUGAGUCUCCACGUAAAAAAUUCCCCCCAAUGACAUCAUACCAUAGAAUGCUAUUACAGAGAGCUGCUUACUUUGGAUUAGACCACAAUGUUGAUCUGAGUGGCAAGUCUGUCAUAGUAAAUAAAACUAGCAAUACAAGAAUACCUGAUCAGAAAUUUAAUGAACAUAUUAAGGAUGAGAAAGGUGAAGAUUUUCAGAAACGAUAUAUCCUCAAGAGAGAUAACUCUAGCUUUGACAAAGAUGAUAACCAGAUGAGAAUACGUUUGAAAGAUGACAGAAGAAGCAAAUCUAUAGAAGAAAGAGAAGAAGAGUACCAGAGAGCUAGAGACCGAAUAUUUUCCCAAGAUUCCCUGUGUUCCCAAGAGAAUUAUAUCAUUGACAAAAGAGUUACUAAAGAUGCUUCAGGGAGAUCAACACAUAGCCGUCAAAGCAGCACUGAGAAUGAGCUGAAGUACUCUGAGCCACGACCCUGGAGCAGCACAGACUCCGACAGCUCGCUCCGCAACUUCAGGCCUGCCGUCACCAACGCCAGCAGCUUCAGUGGGAUUUCAGUCCUGACAAGAGGUGAUAGUUCUGGAAGCAGCAAAAGUGUAGGCAGGCUUUCAAAAACAGGUUCUGAGUCUUCUGGUAGUGAAGGUUCAUCUGCGGGCUCUCUUUCACACCAGCAGCCUCUUCCGGGUACAGCUCUCAGCCAGUCUUCUCAUGGCGCACCUGUCGUCUAUCCAACUGUCAGCACUCACAGUUCUCUUUCCUUUGAUGGUGGCCUAAAUGGGCAAGUCGCAUCUCCUAGCACUAGCUUCUUUUUGCUUCCCUUGGAAGCGGCAGGCAUACCGCCUGGCAGUAUUCUGAUCAACCCACAAACAGGUCAGCCCUUCAUAAACCCAGAUGGGAGUCCAGUUGUGUAUAAUCCUCCUAUGACUCAACAACCAGUUAGAACCCAAGUGCCUGGACCUCCACAGCCCCCUCUGCCACCCCCAGCACCUCAACAACAAGCAGCUAAUCACAUUUUCUCACAGCCUGUUCGUCCUCUGCAGUCCUGUUCACAGCCUGUUCAGUACUCCACAGCCCCUUACCCAUCCCCGCUCCUGCCAGUCUCACCCACCCAGCAAUACUCCGUGGACAACCUUGGGUCUCAGUUUAGCCAUAUGAGUCUUGCCCGCCAGCCCUCUGCAGAUGGUUCUGAUGCUCAUGCCACUAUGUUCCAGUCCACUGUUGUUCUUCAGUCCCCACAGCAGUCGGGUUACAUCAUGACGACUGCCCCUCCACCACCGCCACCACCACCACCGCCUCCUCCGCCUCCCUUACCCCCAGGGCAGCCCAUCCCAACUGCUGGCUAUUCUGCCUCUGGUCAUCCUGUCAGCCAACCUGUGCUCCAGGAGCAGGGUUAUAUUCAGCAGCCCUUACCACAAAUGCCAGCCUGUUACUGUGCUCCAGGCCACUACCACUCUAAUCAGCCUCAGUAUCGUCCAGUUCCUUCUGUCCAUUACAGUUCACAUCUAAACCAACCACUGCCACAGCCUGCACAGCAGACAGGUUAUCAAGUUAUGCCCAACCAGCAGCAAAACUACCAAGGAAUAGUUGGAGUUCAGCAACCCCAGAGUCAGAACCUAGUUGGUGGCCAACCCCACAGCAUUGGAAAUCAGAUUCAAGGAGUGGUCAUCCCCUAUCCUUCAGUGCCAUCAUAUCAGGUUUCACUGCCUCAAGGUUCUCAAGGAAUUGCCCAUCAGACUUAUCAACAGCCUGUUUUGUUCCCCAAUCAGUCUAAUCAAGGAUCUAUGCCCACAACAGGAAUGCCAGUUUAUAGUGUCAUUCCACCUGGCCAACAAAAUAAUUUAAGCUCAUCAUUAGGUUACUUGCAACAUCCAGGAUCAGAACAAGUACAGUUUCCUCGAACUGCUUCACCAUGAAAUUCCCAGCAGCGUCAAAGCCACCAGUGUGCAGCCGUGCCACCUGCACCACCGGGUGGAGGAAUGGUGGUGAUGCAGCUCAGUGUACCAAACAAUCCACAGUCUCGUGCCCACUCACCCCCUCAGUGGAAACAAAACAAAUACUACUGUGAUCACCAGAGAGGACAAAAGUGUGUGGAAUUUACCAAUGUAGACAAUAUUGUUCAACACAGCCCUCAACUCAGUAGUCCAAUUAUUUCACCAGCUCAGUCGCCAACACCAGCUCAGCUGUCCACCCUGAAAACUGUCUGUCCAUCUGGACCACCACUUUCCAUCAUACCCCCGUUUUCUAGCACUUUUGUCCCUGGCCAAGGUGAUGCCAGAUACCCAUUACUUGGCCAGCCACUGCAGUAGAACUCUCCUGCUGUUCUACACGGACACAUUCCAGCCCAGCAGGGCCAGUCUGGCAACAGGCAUGGAAAUAGAGGAAGGAAACAAGCUAAAAAAGCUGCAUCCACUGACCUUGGUGCAGGAGAAGCAGUUGUUGGGAAGGUCUUGGAAAUUACUGAACUACCAGAUGGAAUAACUCACAUGGAGGCCGAGAAGCUUUUUGGGGAACUCUUUAAAAUUGGCACCAAGAUCCGGUGGCUCCGGGAUCCCCAGCCCCAGCUAUGUCGUCACCCUCUCUGCUGUGGCAGUGGGGACAAUACUGUCAACCCUGAAUGCUCUAAACCCAGUGACUUGGCCUCCACAUACACUGUCCUAGCCACAUUCCCCUCCAUUUCGGCUGCGUAGAAUGCAUUGAAGAAACAAAUUAACUCAAUUAACAAGUUUAAGCUGAGAACAAGCAAGAAGCACUAUGACUUUCACAUUUUGGAAAGGGCAAGUUCUCAGUAACAGCCACCUUGGACCCUUGGCCUUUACGAU